This is a messenger RNA of Trypanosoma theileri, 828 nucleotides long. RefSeq lists its product as uncharacterized. The record is from RefSeq and is a predicted model, not a curated record. Gene Ontology annotation, cellular component: plasma membrane; endoplasmic reticulum membrane. The coding region runs from base 1 to 828 and encodes 275 amino acids. NCBI's taxonomy places the organism in Eukaryota, Euglenozoa, Kinetoplastea, Trypanosomatida, Trypanosomatidae. Gene Ontology annotation, biological process: endoplasmic reticulum membrane organization. The transcript has a single exon.
AUGCUCGCAGCGGAUUCAUCAAGAGAUAAAGAAACGGAAAGUGUCAAUGGUGUCAGCGACCCAACAUCCACCGCGGCCGUCAUUGUAACGCCAGAGAAAUUCCGCAUCGUCUCCCACACCAAAGAGGAAUGUGUGCUGCAAGUCAGUAACGUCUCCUUUGAAACGGUGUUGUUUCGACUUCUCACAACUUGUCCAGAGCGAUAUCUCGUGAAGCCGACGAAGGGCGUUAUUAAACCAAACGCCAGCAUUACCGCCACAAUUGUGUUGAAUCCCGCCGCCGUGAAUGAAGGCGACGCGGAUGUCAAACAUGAUGAUUUCCGUUUGGAGUAUUGUGUGAUGCGACCAAAUGAUGUGAUUGGCCCCCGCUGCACAAAUGUGCCGACGAUUAUUAAAUCCCGCAAAGAAGAGGACCGACGGCUGGUGCAUAAAAAACUACUCCGCUGUAUUCUCCAACUCUCCCCAGACGCCGCGGAGAAAAGAGGCGGAACGACGCGAUCCACCACCGGCGAGCGGAGAAGAGAGGCGGAGGAGUAUAGAGACAGCAGAGGCAGUGCGGGUGGAUCGCUUUCUCCCGCCAACACAAUGCCGGACUCCACUUAUUUAACCGGCGGCUCUUCUCCUUCUCCUUCAGCCGCUGCUGCUGGAGCUGCGGUAAGUGGAUCCACAAAGACAGAUCUCAGGGAAUUGGAGCAGAAUACAUUGGCGGCGAAGAAUAAACGUCAAAUGGCACAGCAGCAACAUCAGAAGAUGAAAAUGAAAACAGGAGUGUUUGUGGUAUCUGCCCUUGUGGCAUUAUUCGCUGUGUAUAUAAUGUAUGGAUUGAUGUGA